AUGGAUCACUUAGGGGGGCACCACCUCCACCAGAGCCACGCCGAGCCCAUUAGCUUUGGAAUCGACCAGAUCCUGAAUAACCCGGACCAAGGCAGCUGCAUGAUCUCCAAUGCGCGGCUGCAGGACGCGGCGGACUACGGCCUGGGAGGAUGCGUGGUGAGCAGUGCCUACAACCCCAUGAGUGGCCACUACGGCUCGGCCCCCGGCGGUGGAGGGUCCUCCUCCGCCGGGGGCUACAGCAACGGCGGCGCCUGCAGCAUGGCUUCGCUGGCGGGCUCCUACAACCUCAACGUCGGAGUCGGGGCCAUGAACGGAAAUAACCUCAACGCGGCCGGGGGCGUGAUCCGAGUGCCGGCACACAGACCCAUGGCCGGCGGCGUCCCCCAGCCACUCCCCACUGCCGUGCCCACCGUGAACAACCUGACGGGGCUGACCUUCCCCUGGAUGGAGAGCAACAGGCGCUACACCAAGGACCGCUUCACGGGUCACCCCUACCAGAACCGGACGCCCCCCAAGAAGAAGAAACCACGCACCUCUUUCACCCGUCUGCAGAUCUGUGAACUGGAAAAGCGCUUCCACCGACAGAAGUACCUGGCCUCAGCUGAGAGGGCGGCUUUAGCCAAGGCUCUGAAAAUGACUGAUGCCCAAGUCAAGACCUGGUUCCAGAACCGGAGAACAAAAUGGAGGCGGCAAACUGCAGAAGAACGGGAAGCAGAGCGGCAGCAAGCCAAUCGCAUCCUCAUGCAGCUCCAGCAAGAGGCCUUCCAAAAAACCAUCAAUCAGCCCAUCCAAGCAGACCCAAUCUGUGUUCACAAUUCCUCCCUCUUUGCCCUCCAGAACCUUCAGCCAUGGUCAGAUGACACUUCCAAGAUCACCAGCGUUACUUCUGUGGCCUCUUCCUGUGAGUGAAAUCUUAACUUUGCCUAUGCAUGGACUCUUGAUUACAGAGUGGCUGGCCUUAUUCAGCAUCAUCCAUAGAAGACACGGUUACCUAUGAAUGAGCCAGUGGCAGCAACCAGACAAUGUCCCCUUGCUUGCCAAAGCUCUGAAAGGUCAUACAGUGCUGGUCUAGUGGAGUGUUCUAAUAAAAGGCAACAAUUUCCUUCUUUGUUUUUCAUCGUCAUCACCAUCACUAUCACCGUCUUCUUGAAAAGGGUGAUAUUGGAACAUCCGAAAACUCUUUUGGAGAGAAAACAACCCAAGGUUCUUCCUUUGAGCCAUUUUCAAGAAACAACUGCUAUAUCAUUUUAUCUGCUGACAAGACAGGAGUUGUUCUCCCAUGUAAGUAUUACAGGCUGAUCAUUUUAAGAAAAACCACAAUUGCAAUCUGAAUGAAGAAUAAGAACCUUUUUUUAACAAGAACUGCAUCUCAUGCUGGUGCCCUUUUCUUAAAAGACAUUUAGAUUUUACAAAUAAAAUAAAAUCUCGCACCUUUUUCUUUUGUCUUUUCCAAGAUGAACUCUGGGUUUUUCUUGCUUUAUUUCUUUUUGUUCUGUUGAAGGAAUAUUGAUACUAGAAUGACUGAGAAAUGCAAAGCUUGCCUCAUAAACUCUUGUGUGAAGGCUGAAAUCAGUUUCACAGCUACCCACAAACUCUGCAUUGAUCAACUUAUAUUUUAAUAACUCUGAGGCAUCUGUGGCAUUUUGCAGGGGUAAUGCAGUUUUACUUGAUAGAUUAUUUUGGUAUUGUUGAUGAUAUUGUUCAAUAUUUUAUUUACUUUUGCUCAAGAAGUCAGCUCCACAAAAGAGGAGAUGUGAAUCAAACAGAACAUCCUUUUCUUUCUAUUUCUUGACCAGUAAUUUCAUGGUUUUCUUUUUAUUGUAUUGAGAAAAAGCUUGUGAUUAAUUUAAGCACUUCUUACAGCAAAUUCCAAGAAGAUACAAAAUAUCUAAAAUAUAUAGGGGUUUUUUUGAGUUACUUUUUAACCUAGGCAUCAUUUAUAUUUAAAAAGAGAUGGUACACACAGCCGAUUUAUCAAAAAGAAAUAUUUUAGUGAGUUUCUGAGAUGCAUUCUUUGGUUUGUUUUAAGUUAUGCACUUAUAAGAAGGUUUCUCUUUUGUGUAAUCAUUUUCUAAAGUGUUUGUGUAAUUUAUGUGGAAAAAUGAAUAAAAGGGCAAAGUAUUAGUCUCAA
Pantherophis guttatus is the source of this 2131-nucleotide messenger RNA. RefSeq names its product T cell leukemia homeobox 1 (gene TLX1). The record is from RefSeq and is a predicted model, not a curated record. Gene Ontology annotation, molecular function: RNA polymerase II cis-regulatory region sequence-specific DNA binding; DNA-binding transcription factor activity, RNA polymerase II-specific. Gene Ontology annotation, cellular component: nucleus. NCBI's taxonomy places the organism in Eukaryota, Metazoa, Chordata, Lepidosauria, Squamata, Colubridae. Gene Ontology annotation, biological process: animal organ development; regulation of transcription by RNA polymerase II.